Messenger RNA from Cyclospora cayetanensis, 1371 nucleotides. RefSeq names its product alpha/beta hydrolase domain-containing protein WAV2. Bases 1 to 1371 code for a protein of 456 amino acids. Lineage: Eukaryota; Apicomplexa; Conoidasida; Eucoccidiorida; Eimeriidae. The record is from RefSeq and is a predicted model, not a curated record. Gene Ontology annotation, cellular component: membrane. The transcript is spliced from 9 exons. Gene Ontology annotation, molecular function: palmitoyl-(protein) hydrolase activity.
AUGGCAUCCCGAUUUGGAUUUGGUGCAAUUUUCAUUAAACUGGCCAUCAUCGUCAGCGUGUUCUUAGCACUUGCUCUGGGUAAGGCUUCCCUUCAACCAGUCAGCACCUCGUUUGCUUGCUGUACGGUGAUUCUUGUGGCAGUGUGGGCGAAGUUUGGGGAGUGUGCUGAGAGUCUCAGUUCACCAAACGACGACCCGUAUGCUAGGAGAACUCCUACGAGAAUGAAAAUUCCUUAUGAGGACGUGAAUAUAACAACAAGCGACGGCGUCAACCUGCAUGGAUGGCUACUUAAGCAGAAAAGUGCACAAGUAGCCCCAACUGUUAUUUUCUUCCACGGGAAUGCUGGAAACAUCUCACAUCGGCUGGAAAACCUUGCCGCAAUGUAUUGCGAAACCGGGGCAAACAUCCUGAUUGUUGACUAUAGAGGGUACGGAAAAAGUGAAGGCAGUCCCUCAGAAGAGGGCAUUUAUAAGGACGCAGAUGCUGCUCUUACUUUUGCAAAACAGAACCAAACAGUUGGCAAAAAUAUAUUCCUGUUUGGAAGAAGCCUUGGUGGAGCGGUGGCUAUUGACCUGGCACACCGCAGAGGCAGCGAAGUAAAGGGCCUAAUUUUGGAAAACACCUUCACUUCUCUCGAAGAUGUCAUCUACGACCUACUACCUGGCCUUCGGCACGUCAGGUGUGUCAUUAGCGCUUUGCAGCGUAUGCAUCUAGAGAGCGAGAAAAAGAUGCGGGAAAUCAAUUUGCCCACCUUAUUCAUAUCAGGAAGAAGCGAUAAGCUAAUAAACCCCCUGCAAAUGGACAGACUCUACGAAGCCUGUGGCUCUCCGCUCAAAGAGAAAGUGGACAUAGAGGAGGGAGGCCACAACGACACAUGGAUUGAGGGCGACGAGGCUUAUUUCAUGAAAAUAAAAGAUUUCAUGGGUCGUGUGCUCCAUCUUUCUGCAGAGCCGGACGGAAGUGAAAAAGGAAAAAAAUUGCCUACAGGUGAGGACCAGCAAGCCAAUAUUUGUGUCCCUCGUGUGAGCUUUUCCUUGUUUAUUUUAGGGAAUGAUCUGGAAAUAUACGCUAUGAGGAAAAACCAGCAGCUCAUAUUGGAGAGUAUCGUAGGGGCAGUUCUGCUGUAUGCGCUUUUCCUGGCCCUCUCAUCCGCCAUAACGAGAGCUAAACUAGUGCACAGUAAACCCCAAAAAAAAAUCAAGAUGUAUCCACCGUCAGAUUGUCCCAUGGAACUUCACGGGGAAUGGUCUACAGAUAAUCAAGAAGAACAAGGAAAUGCAGAAGAAACAAACAUACAUGCAAGAGGUCGUGGUAAAAGUCAAGAGGUAGUCGAGGUGCUGGCUGAUCCAGCAGCCACUUCAGCUACUUAA